Cephus cinctus (wheat stem sawfly) is the source of this 810-nucleotide messenger RNA. Its product is annotated as peptidyl-tRNA hydrolase ICT1, mitochondrial. Bases 133 to 741 code for a protein of 202 amino acids. Gene Ontology annotation, molecular function: translation release factor activity. Gene Ontology annotation, cellular component: mitochondrial large ribosomal subunit. Gene Ontology annotation, biological process: mitochondrial translational termination. The transcript has 3 exons. The record is from RefSeq and is a predicted model, not a curated record. Lineage: Eukaryota; Metazoa; Arthropoda; Insecta; Hymenoptera; Cephidae.
CUUGAUAUCGUUGUACGAUAUAUCGGUCAGUGUGACAUGGCUGCGUCCAUGUUAGGAUUUGGUGUGUUAUUGUCGCCAAAAAUAUUUUGUUAGGUUUUUUUAGUAAUUGUGAAAAAUAAAAGCAGCGACGCGAUGAAUUUCGUCAGUAGAUAUUGUUUGAAAAUAUUCAAGAAUGAAGUUACUAAUCAGGGACAUGUUUGUGGUCUUGGUAGAACUUUAUCUUACAAAAGUGCUUAUGCACUCGAAAAUUUGUAUCCAAAAAGUAGUUUAAAAAUUACUACACCGAAUUUCGUUCCUGAAGAUCCUCAAGCCAAGUUUGACGGUUUUGUUCCAUUGGAAAAACUGGACAUUACAUAUAGCCGUAGCAGUGGACCUGGAGGUCAAAAUGUUAAUACGGUUAAUACCAAAGUUGAUCUUAGACUUCACGUAGCAAAUGCCACAUGGUUACAUGAAGACAUCAGGUCUAAAUUAAUCGAACAAAAUAAGACAAAAAUUUCCAAAGAAGGAUAUUUAAUAAUCAAAUCAGACCUAACCAGGUCUCAACAACUUAACUUAGCCGAUGCUUUGGAAAAACUACGAACUUUAAUAAGAAAGACUUUGGAACAAAAACCUGAGAUUUCUGAUAAGACACGCGAGAUUUUAAGAAAACGACAAAUAAAAGUAGCGAGAGAAAGAGUAUUUGUCAAAAGAAUGCGAUCAGACAUCAAAGAACAAAGACGAGGCAGUGAUAUUGAUAUAUAGAUUCUAAUAUACAUUUAUGUAGUAGAUACUAAAUACUUCAAAUAAACUAUUCAGUGUUUUCAAAUACUA